AUUUUGUGUGGUAAUUAACUGGUGAGAGAGUUCAACAUCCAAUCUUUCUCUCUCUCUCUCUAUCUUUUAUCUCUCACACUCUUAAAAUGCUUCUUCUAUCUCCGAUCUCUGCCUCUCUUCCACCGUCGUUUCACCGGGGUAAUUUGAUCCGGCGAUCAAUUAAGCCGUUAGGUAGGGUUGUUGCAAAGGCCAAGGACAACACCGACACUGGUGGAUUUCUGGAGACGGCAGCUAUAGCCGGUAGUUUAGUGUCGACGCCGGUUAUUGGAUGGUCACUCUACACUUUGAAGACCACGGGAUGUGGCUUACCUCCCGGACCGGCCGGUUUAAUCGGAGCGUUGGAAGGUGUGAGCUACUUGGUGGUGGUUGGCAUCGUGGGCUGGUCUUUGUACACUAAAACAAAAACUGGGUCAGGUCUGCCAAAUGGGCCAUUUGGUUUGUUGGGUGCGGUCGAGGGUUUAUCGUAUCUGUCGGUUCUAGCCAUUCUUGUGGUGUUUGGUAUUCAGUUCUUGGAUAAUGGGUCGGUUCCAGGUCCACUUCCUAGUGACCAGUGUUUUGGUUAACCACGUGUAAUGUCGUAUAAAUAAAGUGUCAAAUUAAUAAUUGCUUUCAUUGACCAUAUUCGCAAUUUAGCCAGGGAUUAUAAAAUUUAAUGAGAACAUUUGGUAAUCAUAACCUAC
Molecule: messenger RNA, 680 nt
Organism: Arabidopsis thaliana (thale cress)
Lineage: Eukaryota; Viridiplantae; Streptophyta; Magnoliopsida; Brassicales; Brassicaceae
Product: anti-muellerian hormone type-2 receptor
Exons: 1
Coding region: 87-563 (158 amino acids)
Source: RefSeq, marked reviewed